CCGGUCGAAGAUUUUUAUAAUCUUUGCGGUAACUGGCGCAUCACUGCUGAAGUAGUUCUACACUUCUAGUUAGUUUAAGGUCUCCAGAAUGCAUCUUUUAAGCGCGUAAUCAACCUCUGAAAAGCUGCAGAAAUUAAGUAGUAGAACAAUUUCAACUAGAAUGAGUAGUAUCAUCCUUAUAAACAAUCACAAUAAGCAAUUGCUGGAAAAUGAGAUCAUCUAACUCAAACAUCAAUAUCUAAUGAAUAUUUAAGAAGAAUUAAAUCCUAAUAUGUGAAGGUAUAUUAUUUUGUGCAAACGUAUAGUGUCCAAUAUUAUUAAAAAAAAAUACAUGUUAAAAAUUAAAACUAUACUGUCUAAACUUUUUUUUUUCCCUUCCAACAUUGCGUUUAGGUUUGACAAUAUUAUAGUAGAAUUUUUUUUUUUAUUGCCUAAUUUUGUUUCCUAAGUUAAUUAAUUAAUUAUCAACAUGUUGUUUGCAGUUGUAUUAAUAAACAAUUAAAAUCUUCACACUAUUUAAUCAUCAACAUGUUAUUUGCAAUAGCAUAGCAUAUCAUAUCAAAUCAAAUCAAAUCUUUGCUUCAAAAAAAAAAAUAUCAAAUCAAAUCUAAAUAUUUAAAUAUGCAGCAUGCGAUCCACGAGUAACUUAAUAAAUAAACAAAUAAAAAUGAAUUGGUUUAAAAGAAAAAAAAAAUAAUAAUAAUAAUAAUAAACAAAUAAAAACCUGAUGAUUGCUUUGUUUUCCGCACCAAAUUCAUCAAACAAAAAUUGAUCAUUCCCUCUUUUUAAAUUCCUCCUCUCCCGCCUCAUCACCACUUUCCACCUUUCUCACUCUUCCUUCUUCCUCUUUCUCUCUCCUCUAUCUCUGUCAUUCGAAGCUUCGUAACCUCCAUUAAUGGCGUCAACUGCUACUCUCAACUCCAUUGAAGCUCAGAAAUUCGAGAACCUUCGUUCGGCUGUCUCCGGUUUCAACCAUAUCAGUGCGAAUGAGAAAUCAGAUUUCAUCAACCUUGUAGGUCGAUACCUUAGUGGAGAAGCUGAGCAGGUUGAUUGGAGCAAAAUCAAGACUCGUACUGAUGAUAUUGUUGUUCCAUAUGACGCUUUAUCACUGUUUUCGGAAGGUAAAUGCAGAUUAAUUUAAGUUAGAUUUUUAAUUGUGUCGAUCGAUCAAUGAAAUUGUGGUUUGAGUUAUCUGCACAUGAGGCAAAAGACUAAGGAGCUUUUAGAUAAACUUGUGGUGUUGAAGUUCAAUGGAGGUCUAGGAACUACCAUGGGUUGUACUGGUCCUAAGUAUGUUGUUCUUACGUAGAUCAUGAUAUUUGAUAUUUUUUAAAUUUGUUUUACAAUUUAUUGAUUGAAUUUUGUACUUUAAGUCGAAUAUAUGAUUGUUAAUGAUUUGGAUUGUAGA
Chenopodium quinoa (quinoa) is the source of this 1408-nucleotide messenger RNA. Its product is annotated as UTP--glucose-1-phosphate uridylyltransferase-like. NCBI's taxonomy places the organism in Eukaryota, Viridiplantae, Streptophyta, Magnoliopsida, Caryophyllales, Amaranthaceae. The transcript has 3 exons. The record is from RefSeq and is a predicted model, not a curated record. Bases 896 to 1141 code for a protein of 81 amino acids.